ACAACUGUGUCGCGUCAACUGAUUCCCUUGACGUCAAAGGUUUAUAGUAUUUAAUAGAGUUUAAUUUGUGAAGAGAACUGAGAGCAAAACCUGGCAAUGGCUGCUGAAGAUAAUUGGCAGACGGAACUUCCAACUCUCGUCGAAAGAACUGCCUUCAUUUUCAACAACGAGAUAUUGAGCGAUGUAAAGUUUGUUGUUCCUGUGUCGACUGGUGAAAGUGAAAGUAAGAAGGUGAUCCCAGCUCACAAGUUUGUGCUCGCAAUCAGUAGUCCUGUGUUCUUCGCCAUGUUCUAUGGUCGAAUAGCGGAGACUCAAGACUCUAUUGAACUGCCUGACUGUGAUUAUGAGAGUCUGUUGGAGUUGUUUCGUUUCUUGUACACCGACAAAGUGAAUUUAAGCGGAAGUAAUGUGAUGCAAGUGCUGUACUUAGCGAACAAAUAUCUGGUGCCCUCGCUUGUCAAGAAAUGCAAAGAAUAUCUGCGAAGCAACCUGAUAGCAUCGAACGUGUUUUGUAUUCUGCCACACGCACAGAAAUUUGAAGAUAAAGACUUAGAAGAUCGAUGCUGGAAAGUAAUUGAGGAGCAGACCGUAGAAGCGAUGACGUCAGAUGAAUUUGUAACAGUUGAGCGAUCUGUUGUCGAAUCUGUUGUGAAGAGAGAAGUGUUGAAUGUGACAGAAGUGGAACUGUUCAAAGCUGUUAAUCGCUGGGCCACAAAAGAAUGUGCAAGGCAAGGUGUGACUUCCGAUGGAGAGACAAAGAGACGAAUUCUUGGAGAAGAAAUUGUGAAAGGAAUACGCUUUCCGUUGAUAUCACAGAAGGAUUUUGCAUCUGUUGUAUUUGAUUCGCGAAUCUUAAAUUAUGAAGAGUUUGGAAACAUGACAAAAUACUACAACGGUCUGAUAAAUACUCCUUUGCCAUUCUUAAAGGCCAGUAGAAUUGAUUCCACUGUGCACCGAUGCUGCAGGUUUAAAACGUUUUGUUCCCCAAGGGUUUACUGGAAGUACGAUGAGACUCCUGACUCUAUCAUUCUCACUGUCAGGAAGCGUGUUAAAAUUUACGGAGUUCAGCAUUUUGGCUCAGAAGGCGGCGAGUAUACAGUUACAACAGACAUUGUUGAUCUCGUGGACAACACUUCGCUUGUGAGUCGAGCAGGAAAUUAUGCUUCAGAAAAAAGCGAUGCCGAUGCUUAUUAUGGCUUUGAUGUGUUGUUCGAUCGUCCGGUUAUUUUGAAGGCAUAUAAAGAAUACAUAGUAAAGUCGCUCAUCAAGGGCCCUAAAUCGUGGUACGGCCAAGACGGGCAAGCAUCAGUGGAGUGCCAGGGAGUGCAAUUUACAUUUCGUAGCUCGGAGAAUUACUCUAAUGGGACUAGUGAAAAGAUAGGACAGUUUCCGGGAAUUUUGUUUUCAGUAGCCGAGUAAAAAUUCUAACGUUAACCAAACCGUCCCUUUUACGUAGGCCCCGUGAAAGUCUAAUAGGUCAUGUAGUAUUGGAUCAAUAGACCUUUUUACAGUUCCAAGCGCCAUAUUGGAAAUGCAACCGCGCACACGUGAGAACGAGGCUGGGGUUGACUCAUGUUAAAUUUCUGUGAGAGCUUUUGGUGAAAUUCGUACGUGAGCAGUAAAAUUGUUCGAUUUUUAAGGAAAAUGGAUGGUCCUAGCCGAAAUCUCGAUAAAGCUAAUUUUUCUUCCAAAAAGAAAGGAAAGCUGUGUGCCGCUUUUGGUUGUUCAAAUACAUUUUAUGGCCCCAAUGGUUUGCCUACGAGCUUUCACUUCUUCAAGUUUAUGCACGGAGGCAUGUAUUUUUGCUAAGUAUUUAUCGCUCUAUACUUAUCUUAUUCUCUGUGAAUUAUGGAUGAGGGUAACUAUUGUUGCAAAAUUAGUACAAAUUUUCUGGUAGGUACCUGAAUUGUUUUAAGUUCAGUAGAGUUUUUUUUAUUCUGGCAGCAAGUCAAGAAGUUCAGUGCUGCUCACCUGUUUACUACAUGGCUUGCCUAAAACACUCCUAGCAGAGAAACUCUAGGAAAGUAAUUGCUUUUAAUAAAAUAACCAAGACACUGUAUCUUCAGAGUUUUCACUUAUUAUGGCAGACCCAGAAAGAUGACUCAAAUUUGGUAGCAAUUGUGACAAAAGCAGUUUUCAAUAGUUGUUGUUUUUGUUUUUUAUGAUAGGAUAGUAAUCCACUAUGGAUGCCAUGUGGAACUCUCAAAAAAUAUUUUAUGUGCUGUAUCAAUCAAUUUGAUGCUUCAAAUUGAAAAAAAGAAAAAGUGAGUUUCUCCAACUAAAAGAGUUCUUGACACAAAGAUGAACUAUGACACUAAAUUUUAUUAUUCACAAAAUUGUCCUCAUAAUAAAAAGUUUGAUAGAAGUCUUGCAAAAUAUAAUUUCUCAUACAUUUCAAUGGUCUGAAAGAUUCUCUUUCAAACAAAUCUUAUGGUAACUAUAACAGGAUAAAAUAAAUAUCUUGAUUUGGAUAUAUUUCUCAAUCUUUUAAGUAUCUUCUUUACAUCUCAAAAUUAUAUCAUAACAUUGGUUAACACAAUGCAGUAAGAACUAGUAUAGCAAACCUUUGUGUCAGAAGGCCUCUGAGUGCUAAGAAUGGGAAUAUCAAUUCACUGAAUGUUUAUCACUGUCAGAAACUUAAAUGUGUGUAAAGGACUAGCAUUGUUGAGAUCAGUAGCUGAGAGGAAGCAUUUCUGUUCUCUUCCUUUAACCCUGAAAUAUCCAAGAUCUGAUUGUUAAGUCUCCCUUCUAGAUGCUACACAUA
Pocillopora verrucosa is the source of this 2764-nucleotide messenger RNA. RefSeq names its product BTB/POZ domain-containing protein 6-like. NCBI's taxonomy places the organism in Eukaryota, Metazoa, Cnidaria, Anthozoa, Scleractinia, Pocilloporidae. Gene Ontology annotation, molecular function: protein binding. The record is from RefSeq and is a predicted model, not a curated record. Gene Ontology annotation, cellular component: cytosol. Gene Ontology annotation, biological process: neurogenesis.